Megalops cyprinoides (Indo-Pacific tarpon) is the source of this 2617-nucleotide messenger RNA. RefSeq names its product lamin B1 (gene lmnb1). The coding region runs from base 337 to 2112 and encodes 591 amino acids. The record is from RefSeq and is a predicted model, not a curated record. NCBI's taxonomy places the organism in Eukaryota, Metazoa, Chordata, Actinopteri, Elopiformes, Megalopidae. The transcript has 11 exons.
GAAGACAAAGUGAGCGGCGCCUGCAUGAGCUUUGCGGCUUUCUUGUCUUUUUCUUAGCAUUUUCCUAGUUUGCAGUUGCUAGCUUUGCGCUGUAUUAUUUGCGAUUAUUUUUUUCCCCUGUAACCGAUUGAACCAGGACCCCCCUCUCCGCUGAGGUAGCUUAGAUAUAUUUAGCUAACAUCUCGUCUUACCGCACAAAAUUUAUCCAGUCCUCGCCUUAAUUUACCCACAAUACUACAAGUGGGAAUUUUAAAUUAUUUUAUUUUCUAUUUAGGCCAGCGCAGGAUUUCUUGGAAAUAGCAUUUUGCUUCUUUGAAUUUGCAUUUUAGCGUUACAAUGGCGACUGCAACUUCGACUCCGGCCGGCCAAAGAAUAAGCACCCGCUCCACUGCCGCGAGCACUCCAUUGAGCCCCACGAGGAUAUCCAGGUUGCAGGAGAAAGAGGAGCUGAGCAACUUGAACGACCGCCUGGCCGUUUACAUCGACAAGGUCCGGAGCCUCGAGUCCGAGAACAGCGUCCUCCACCUGCAGAUAUCCGAGAAGGAAGAAGUGAGGAGCCGGGAGCUCACCGGCUUGAAAUCACUGUACGAGACGGAGCUGGCCGACACCAGGAGAUCCCUUGAUGACACUGCAAAGGAGCGCGCCAGGCUGCAGAUCGAACUGGGGAAGCUCAAGACCGAGCAUGAACAGUUACUGCAAAACUACGCGAAGAAGGAUGCCGACUUAGCUGGGACCCAGGCCCGGCUGAAGGACAUGGAGGCUGCCCUGAACAACAAGGAGGCCGUCCUGGCCACCGCACUGUCCGAGAAGAGUUCCCUGGAGGCCAGCGUGGUGGACCUACAGCAGCAGAUCCAUGAGCUGGAUGCAGGCCUGGCCUCGGCCAAGAAGCAGCUGGGCGAGGAGACCCUGCUGCGGGUGGACCUGGAGAACCGCUGCCAGAGCCUUGCCGAGGAGCUGGAGUUCAGAAAGCACAUGUUCGAGGAGGAGAUCAAUGAGACCCGGCGCAGGCACGAGACCCGCCUGGUGGAGGUGGACUCGGGCCGGCAGAUCGAGUACGAGUUCAAGCUGGCCCAGGCGCUGGCCGAGAUGCGGCAGCAGCACGACGAGCAGGUCAAGCUCUACAAGGACGAGAUGGAGCAGACCUACAUGGCCAAGCUGGAGAACACCCGGCUGUCCUCGGAGAUGAGCAGCUCGUCGGCCAGCAUGGCGCGGGAGGAGCUGAAGGAGUCCCGGCUGCGGGUGGAGAGCCUGGCGGCCCAGCUGGGCGCCCUGCAGAAGGAGACCCGCGGCUGGCAGGACCGGAUCAACGAGCUGGAGGCGGCGCUGGCCCAGGAGAGGGACGCCAGCCGCCGGUCGCUGGCCGAGAAGGAGCGCGAGAUCUCCGAGAUCCGCACCAAGAUGCAGCAGCAGCUGGACGAGUACGAGCAGCUGCUGGAUGUCAAGCUGGCCCUGGACAUGGAGAUCAACGCCUACAGGAAGCUGCUGGAGGGAGAGGAGGAGAGGCUGAAGCUCUCCCCCAGCCCCUCGUCCCGCGUCACCGUGUCCCGGGCCUCCUCCAGCCGCAGCGUACGCACCACGCGGGGCAAGCGCAAGCGCGUGGACGUGGAGGAGUCGGAGGCCAGCAGCUCCGUCAGCAUCGCCCACUCCGCCUCCGCCACCGGCAAUGUCUGCAUCGACGAGCUGGACGUGGACGGGAAGUUUAUCCGCCUGCACAACACCUCCGACCAGGAUCAGCCUAUGGGCGGGUUUGAGAUGACCAGAACCAUUGGAGAGACCUCUGCCACCUACAAGUUUACACCCAAAUAUGUCCUGAAAGCAGGACAGAAAGUCACGAUCUGGGCCUCCAACGCUGGUGUUAGCUCCAGCCCCCCCACCGACCUCAUCUGGAAGAACCAGAGCUCCUGGGGCACCGGAGAGGACAUCAAGGUUGUGCUGCUGAACCCGCAGGGCGAGGAGGUGGCUCAGAGGACCACUGUGUUCAAGACGGCCACAGAGGAAGAGCAGGGUGAGGAAGAGGAGGAGGAGGACGAGGGCGUGGAGGUCAUUGAAGAAGAUCUGUUUCACCAGCAGGGAGACCCACGUGCAGCCAAGCGAGGCUGUGCCAUCAUGUGACCUACCUCCCCCACACCUCCUUUACUCAACCAGUUUCAGCUGCCAACACAGAACUACACAACUAUUUUUGUAUCUUUUUUUUUUUUAGUUUGUAUUAUAAGCAACUUGUGUGACACUGUUUUUUUAUUUUAACAGUUUAAAAUGCAGAUGAUUGUAAACCACUUUGGAACAUUGCUUUUGUGAAAUAAAAAAAAAAACACUUUUUUUUUUUUUUUUUUAAUGAAUCAACUCUUGUGUGAACAGAGGUCAGUUAGUAGAGUAGCAGGGAAACUGAAUUCAUGACAGCAAGGCAGCUUGCAAUGUAAUUUACUCCCCCAGGUGCUGUGACUUUACUUUUUUAUGUAUAACAUUUUUUUUUUUUUAAGAUAGCAUUUUAAAGCCUUUAUAGUAAGCAUUUUAUAGUGGGUUUUUCUCUACAGGUAGUUGUUUAGAUGGGCAGGGUACAUACAUUUGAAUGUAGAUGAUACUUUUAUGUAAGACCGAAUAAAGUUUCAAAUUUGAAUAA